UAGGGCUCCUUUAUAAACCCUAAGGUUUCGAUAAUUAGGGUUUCACUUUGCUUCUGCUGUCUGCUGUACGCUCUUCUUCACCGCCUGAGAUUUGAAUUCGUUCAUUUGCUUGUUCAAGACACCUAUCAAGAUGCAGAACGAUGAAGGUCAAAACAUGGAUCUUUACAUUCCCCGAAAAUGCUCUGCCACAAAUAGGUUGAUUACCUCCAAGGAUCAUGCGUCAGUGCAGAUCAACGUAGGGCAUUUGGACGAGAGGGGUGUUUACACCGGUGCAUUUUCCACUUUUGCCCUUUGCGGUUUCAUUCGUGCCCAGGGUGAUGCCGACAGUGCUUUGGACCGUCUCUGGCAGAAGAAGAAAGGCGAAGCUCGUCAAUAAAGAGCCAUGUGUUUCUCUUAGUCCAAACUUUGUUUUACCUUAAGUUUAAUACUGCUGAUUUAUGGAUUUAUCUUGUUUCACUAUUUCCUUGUCAGAUCUUUCGUGAUUUGUAGACUCUUCGAAAUUUACCUAUUCCAUUCAACCUUUUUGUGCCGUUUACUACAC
Erythranthe guttata (spotted monkey flower) is the source of this 541-nucleotide messenger RNA. Its product is annotated as small ribosomal subunit protein eS21y. The record is from RefSeq and is a predicted model, not a curated record. Gene Ontology annotation, molecular function: structural constituent of ribosome. Lineage: Eukaryota; Viridiplantae; Streptophyta; Magnoliopsida; Lamiales; Phrymaceae. Gene Ontology annotation, biological process: translation. Gene Ontology annotation, cellular component: ribosome.